AUGCUGAAGUGCACGAUGAACGGCGGUCAGCUGAAAGUCUUUGGGAAGACAAUCCAAGCCCUAGCACGGCUGAGUAACGAGCUGUGGCUUGACCCAUCCAAACAAGGUCUCGUGCUGCGAUCUAUUAAUUCUUCUUGUUCAGCCUAUGGAUAUGCCCUCUUCUCACCUGUGUUUUUUGAACAAUAUCAAUGGUCAACGUCAGAGACAAUGAAUCAUGAUGACAUUCCACUGACUUUAAAUUUCAAAUUCACAAUGCAGGUAAAGUCUCUUCUGCCCAUCUUUAAAUGUCUGAAUUUCCUUGAGAGGAAUGUUGAGAAGUGCAAAAUGUUCACAAAAUCUGGGAAGUGUAGAUUUAUUAUUCAGCUCUUCUGCAAGCACAACAUGAACAGUUCCGUGCGCAGCUCCAUGUGUGUGGACAGAGACGAGUUUGACUUCUUUCAGAUUGGACUAGAUACUGAAGUAACGUUUUGUCUCAAAGAUUUGAAGGGCUUCCUGACACUCUGUGAAGCUGUGCGUGGUCCUGUCACCAUACAUUUUGAUUUUCCUGGGAGGCCAGUGGCACUAAGUAUUAAUGAUAUGCUAUUCGAAGCUCACUUCUACUUGGCUACCUUAGCUGAUGACCCAAGCAGACCGCCCUCCCCUCUGUCAAUGUGCCUGCCCCAGGAAGGAGAAAGGUCCAGUCCAGCACGGGCAAGGCUGACCCUGGGUCAGAGAAGAAGCAGCCAGGCUGCAGAGAGCAUCUCAAGGAAAAUUUCACGGAAAAGGCUGUGUCCCGCUGAGUCUCCCCCAGAGAGUGGUGCCCAGGAAAACCACAGCCGUCCUCUGAAGAAGAGAGCACCCAGUGGGGAGCACCCAGACAGAGAAUCCAGCCCAGUGUUCAGGAAGGUCUUGACCGAGCGUUUGGGAUGAGAACAAAACGUGCUGGUGUUGACUGGUGAUGUGGCUGCCAGCUUUCCCCGCAGAAGGGAC
Dipodomys ordii (Ord's kangaroo rat) is the source of this 969-nucleotide messenger RNA. RefSeq names its product RAD9 checkpoint clamp component B (gene Rad9b). Gene Ontology annotation, biological process: mitotic intra-S DNA damage checkpoint signaling; DNA repair; cellular response to ionizing radiation. Gene Ontology annotation, cellular component: checkpoint clamp complex. Lineage: Eukaryota; Metazoa; Chordata; Mammalia; Rodentia; Heteromyidae. Bases 1 to 909 code for a protein of 302 amino acids. The record is from RefSeq and is a predicted model, not a curated record. The transcript is spliced from 9 exons.